Messenger RNA from Daphnia magna, 1847 nucleotides. RefSeq lists its product as uncharacterized. The record is from RefSeq and is a predicted model, not a curated record. Bases 764 to 1714 code for a protein of 316 amino acids. The transcript is spliced from 3 exons. Lineage: Eukaryota; Metazoa; Arthropoda; Branchiopoda; Diplostraca; Daphniidae.
CACGUCUCUCUUUUGUCUGUUGGCUGGCAUGUGAGCGUGUGUGUGUGUGUAAACGAGCGGCGCGCAACCGAGCGCUCGAUCUGUUGGCCAGAAAGGAGAGAGAGAGAGAGAAACUCGCCGGGCGCCGGGCAAGAAGUGCGCAGAUUGGCCUGCGUCGUUCUUCGAUGCGUUAACACUGGACAGAAAUUAGCGUUCAAUUCUGCCUAUUUUGUUGCUCUUUGUGUGUGUGUGUGUGUGUGUUUGUGUAUCCGUGUGUUCCAUUUUUUUGUGUGUGUUGUUUACUGGUUGUUGUUAUUAACGUUUGGAAGUGCAAACACAAACUUUGUGACAGUGAAAAAACGUUGGAGUUUUGUGUGUGUGUGUGUGUGUGUGUGUGUGGAUUCGCAUCCAGUGAAAAGCCUGGGGGGCGAAACUGACUGUUCAAGUGAUUUGUUUGAAAUCCUCAACAGAAUUCAAGUUACGUUGUUUAAAAAAUUACAGACAGCUCCAAAAGAGAUUGUUGUUGUUGUGAUUAAACGCGGGUGUUUUAAAUUUUACCUUGUACCUCCAUUUAAAAAAAAAUAAAACAAAAAAAACAAAAAAAAAAAUAGUACACGGUGUGUGUGUGUGUGUGAGUGAUCGUGUCCCAUUGGAAUUUUGUGUAAAAAAACAAACCAAAAACAAAUCAAGACGGAAAAUACCAAAAGCAACAAUAAAAAAUAAAUCAAUUAAAAAGGAAAUAGAAAAAAAUCCAAAUAAGAAGGGAGAGCUUUCAUUUCACAGCAUGAUGCCUCGCGCGGCCACUCCGGAAUCGAAAAGCCCUUCGACGCCGACCGGUGCCAUGCCGGCGUCAGUUGGCCGUCCGAAAAUCGGAUUCUCUAUCGACUUCCUAGUCGGCACCGGGGCCAAUAACAAUAAGAGAAACAGCCCCAAGUCGUCGGAAUGCGAGGCCGUUUUGACGGACAAGAACAAAUCGCCAGUGGCCAGUAGCGGAGGUGGCGGCCGAGAGGACGCUAGGGACUCAUCGCCCGUCCAUUCUUCCUCGACGCCGAACUCCAGCCGAUCGGCCAGUCCGACCAACGAUCACGGCCAGACGGCGGCCGACAACAGCGGCCGAAUGCGACGCUCGAGCGGCCAACACCAGUCAGCUGUGAUGGGCGCUGGAUCUCCACUGUUCCAGGCGUGGAAUCCCGGAUCGGUGAUUCCGGCAGCGGCUGGCCACCAUCCGCCUCCUUAUUUGGAUAUGGCAGCGUUGGCCAACCUGCGCCAACUGUACGAGCAACAACAUCCGGGAGCGACCAGGCCUCCAUUUUUCCCACCUCAUCAUCCGGCCGGAUCGGCUUUCUCGCCGGCUAACUUCCCUCCACCGCCACAGCAAGCACCUGCCGGACAAUCGCCGAUGGCCGGUAAUAGUCACGGUCCAGCCGGAAUGAUCCGGCCCGAUCAGCAGUCCAGCCUAGCCGCCCAGCAAUGGUGGCUUUUGGCUCAGGCCCGUCAACAUCAGCAGAGGCUAUUCGCCGCAGCUGCGGUCGCUUCCCAUCGUUUCCCGCCAGGACCUGCAGAUUUGGCUGGUUUCCUGCUUUCGCCCUUCCGCAAGCCGAAAGCGCGUGCGGACGGCCUUCUCGCCCAGCCAACUGCUCAAGUUGGAACACGCUUUCGAGAAGAAUCACUACGUCGUCGGUGCCGAACGCAAACAAUUGGCCCAGUCGCUCAAUCUCACCGAAACUCAGGUUAAAGUUUGGUUCCAAAAUCGGAGGACGAAGCACAAACGAGUCCAACAGGAUGGCGAAGACGGUGCGGACGAUCCUGCGCCGGAUGGCAAACAAAAGCAGAGAUCCAGCGGCGGGGGUAGUAGCGUCGCAGGCAAU